Messenger RNA from Plasmodium malariae, 666 nucleotides. Its product is annotated as protein tyrosine phosphatase-like protein, putative. Gene Ontology annotation, molecular function: 3-hydroxyacyl-CoA dehydratase activity. The record is from RefSeq and is a predicted model, not a curated record. NCBI's taxonomy places the organism in Eukaryota, Apicomplexa, Aconoidasida, Haemosporida, Plasmodiidae. Gene Ontology annotation, cellular component: endoplasmic reticulum membrane. Bases 1 to 666 code for a protein of 221 amino acids. Gene Ontology annotation, biological process: sphingolipid biosynthetic process; very long-chain fatty acid biosynthetic process; fatty acid elongation. The transcript is spliced from 4 exons.
AUGAGUCUAAAGAACAAGUUUUUGUUAAUUUAUAAUGUUGUUUGUUGUGCACUAUGGAUAAUCAUUUUCUUUGUUACGUUACAGUAUGUUUUUAAUAAAGAAAAAUAUAGUAUAAAGACAUUUUGGCCCACAUAUAAAAAUUUAAUAACAAUAACACAGUCACUAGCAAUUUUUGAAAUUUUAUUUACAAUAACUGGCCUCAUAAAAUCAGUUGUAAGCUUAGUAACUACUCAAGUAUGUAGUCGUCUGUUUGUCGUUUAUUUAAUUUUUAAUUAUUUGCCAGGCAAUAAUAAAUGGAAAUUCCCAUGCUUAAUUGCAUGGGCCAUUAUAGACGCAAUUCGUUAUUUAUUUUAUUCCCUUAACUUACUAAACGUGCAUCCUCAUAUUUUAAUAUCACUGCGAAAUAAACUACCCCUAAUAUUGUACCCCAUAGGAAUAACUUCAGAAAUUGUCUGCACCAUAUCGAGUCUAAAAAACAUUCAUUCAACUCCUUAUUUAAGAUCUUUCCCAUAUUCUAUGCCGAAUAAUUUAAAUUUUCAAAUUGAUAUAUAUUAUUUUUGUAUUUUUGUUUUAAUCCUUUACAUUCCUGGAAGUGUUCUGCUUUACAUAGCAGCUAUGAAGAAAAGCAAAAAACAUAUAAAAAGUACGGAAAAAAAGUUGGACUGA